CGCCACGGCUGCGGCGGCGGAGCGCGCCCUCCGCCUUCCGCGGCCGCGCUGCCCGCGCAGUCCUCUGCCUCGCGUGCGGUGGGGCGAUGGCCGCUCCCCGUGGCGACCGGCAGCCGCAAAGUGAUGGCUAUCGAACCUUAUCCUUGUCUGGGAAUGUUGGUUUUGGUAGUUUACCUGAUCAACUGGUUAGAAAGUCCGUCAAACAGGGCUUCUGCUUCAACAUUCUUUGCAUUGGGGAAACUGGAAUUGGGAAAUCAACCUUGGUAAACAGUUUGUUUAACACUAAUUUUGAUGACCCUUUGUCAACACAUUUUCUGCCAAAUGUACGACUUAGAGCCCAGACUUACGAACUCCAGGAAAGUAAUGUUAAUUUGAAGCUGACCAUUAUAAAUACAGUGGGAUUUGGUGACCAAAUAAACAAAGAAGAUAGCUAUCAGCCAAUAGUGGAUUAUAUAGAUGCACAAUUUGAAGCCUAUCUCCAGGAAGAACUGAAAAUUAAACGUUCUUUAUCUAGCUACCAUGAUACUCGCAUCCAUGUCUGCCUCUAUUUCAUUUCACCUACAGGCCAUUCCCUAAAACCCCUAGAUUUGUUAACCAUGAAAAACCUAGACAGCAAGGUGAACAUUAUACCAAUUAUAAGCAAAGCAGACAGCAUUUCUAAGACUGAAUUACAGAAGUUCAAGAAAAAAAUUAUGAGUGAAUUAGUUAGUCAUGACGUCCAGAUAUAUCAGUUUCCAACAGAUGAUGAAACUGUUUCUAAAAUUAAUACCAUCAUGAAUGGGCACUUGCCAUUUGCUGUCGUGGGAAGUACAGAAAAAGUGAAAAUUGGAAACAAAAUGGUGAGAGCUCGUCAGUACCCUUGGGGCAUUGUACAAGUGGAAAAUGAGAACCACUGUGACUUUGUAAAGCUUCACGAGAUGCUUAUUUGCACAAAUAUGGAAGACUUAAGAGAACAGACUCAUGCACGACACUAUGAGUUGUACAGGCGCUGCAGACUGGAGGAGAUGGGCUUCAGAGAUGUCGGCCCUGGGAACAGACUGGUCAGUCUACAGGAAGCCUAUGAGGCAAGGAGGCACGAGUUCUACCUUGAACUUCAAAGAAAGGAGGAGAAGAUGAGACAAGAGUUUGUGCAGAGAGUGAAGGAGAAAGAAACGAUAUUGAAAGAAGCAGAGCAACAGAUACAGGCUAAUUUUGAACAUCGUAUGCUAAUAUAUCAAGAAGCGAAACUGAAAUUAGAGAAAAAGAAAACAGUUCUUAAAGAUGAAAUAUCUGUGUUUAUUCAGAAGAAAGCUAAGGCUGAAUUACUCCAAUCACAAGCAUCUGUUUCUAGCCCUGUUAGUUUGAAGAGAGACAAGGACCACAAAAAUUCCAGCUUUACAUAAUGCCAAUGGUAGAAGAAACAAUAUUGACAAUUUCUCUUGAGGAAGCAAUGGUUCACAGUGUGCUUUUGGAGGUAUAGAAGUUGCAUUUUCCUGCUGAAGGAUUUGGAAAGUGUCUCUUGUUGCUGCUACAUGAUGCAAAAGAAUUUUGUUCUGUAUACGUAUACAGAACAUAUGGUGCAGUGAUUGCUGUCAUCAUUGUUGUGGACUUUCUGUUAUGAGUCUACCUUGAUAUACACUUUCCUCAACUGCCUGUGGCCAACUUGCUUUCAUUUUACAUGGAUUGUACCAAAGAGAAUGUCUCUGCCAUGAACAGUUCCAUUCACAAAGUGAGUGCUGUAGCAGAAAAGUAUUCAGUCAUUCAGUUAUAUCCCCUAUAACCUCUCUAAAAGAGUUAGUUUCAUAUGAUAUGGUGUAUCAGUCUACUAAAUAUUAAUUAAUACAACUACUGAUGUAAUCCAACCAUUUACCGAUUUUGUUUAUAGGGUUUUAUGUAUAAGCACUGUCCUAAAUUUCAGAUAUGAGCUUUAUAAUCAAAUUUUAUUGAGAUAUUUUUGCAGUGCUGUACUGUUGCAUGACAGUUUAUCUGACAUUACUAACUUAAUAUGGACAGUACCAAUAACUUUUUGAUGCUUAUGACUGUGGUGUUCAGUUACAGCAAGGCUGAACUUUGCAAAAAGUAUUAACCAAAGAGCUUCAGUUAAAAGAAGUUUAGAAUGAUUCUUAUAUUUUCAGUAGCCAUGAAAACUAAUGUGAAACUAUAAGAAGUGCAACUCUUUGAAAAUGAAAUACUAAC
Messenger RNA from Colius striatus (speckled mousebird), 2175 nucleotides. RefSeq names its product septin 10 (gene SEPTIN10). The transcript is spliced from 10 exons. Gene Ontology annotation, cellular component: cell division site; septin ring; septin complex. Gene Ontology annotation, molecular function: GTPase activity; molecular adaptor activity; GTP binding. Gene Ontology annotation, biological process: cytoskeleton-dependent cytokinesis. The record is from RefSeq and is a predicted model, not a curated record. NCBI's taxonomy places the organism in Eukaryota, Metazoa, Chordata, Aves, Coliiformes, Coliidae. Bases 87 to 1382 code for a protein of 431 amino acids.